Orbilia oligospora ATCC 24927 is the source of this 1674-nucleotide messenger RNA. RefSeq lists its product as uncharacterized. The transcript is spliced from 5 exons. Gene Ontology annotation, cellular component: small-subunit processome; box C/D methylation guide snoRNP complex. Lineage: Eukaryota; Fungi; Ascomycota; Orbiliomycetes; Orbiliales; Orbiliaceae. The record is from RefSeq and is a predicted model, not a curated record. Gene Ontology annotation, molecular function: snoRNA binding. Bases 1 to 1674 code for a protein of 557 amino acids.
AUGGCGGCUGUCGACUACGUCCUCCUCGAAAAUGCCGUCGGCUAUUCGAUCUUUGAGGUCGUUAUGCAACCCGAGACCAUUGGAAAUCGUCUCAAGGAGGUCCAGGAGUCUAUUCAGGACCUGGCAAAGUUCGGAAAGAUGGUGAAAUUGGUGUCCUUCGCGCCGUUCCAGGGCGCAGCGCAUGCUCUUGAGAAUGCCAAUGAUAUCUCUGAGGGUAUCAUGUCUGAGUACCUCAAGACUCUCCUACAGGCCAACCUCCCCUCUGCAAAGAAGAAGAAGGUCGUGCUCGGAAUCGCAGACAAGAAUCUCGCCACUUCCAUCAAAGCCGACUUCCCCAAUGUCCAAUGCGAGACCAAUGAAGUCGUCCAGGACCUCAUCCGUGGUCUGAGGCUGCACUCCACCAAGCUCCUCAAACAAUUGCAGUCCGGCGAUGUCGAGCGUGCAAGUCUCGGUCUCGGUCACGCUUUCUCCAGAGCUAAGGUCAAGUUCUCUGUCCAGAAGAAUGACAACCACAUCAUCCAAUCCAUUGCCCUUCUCGACCUCCUCGACAAAGAUGUCAACACCUUCGCCAUGCGCGUUCGUGAAUGGUACUCCUGGCAUUUUCCCGAACUCGUCAAGAUCGUCAGCGACAACUACCAAUACGCCAAACUCGCCCUCUUCAUCCAGGACAAGUCCAAACUAAACAACGAAAAGCUCCACGAUCUCGCUGCCACUGUCAAUGAUGAUGCUGAUAUCGCCCAGGCGAUCAUUGACGCUGCCAAGGUCUCCAUGGGACAGGACAUCUCCGAAGCAGAUAUGGAGAAUGUGACAAACUUCGCCCAGAGAGUAGUUAGUUUGACUGAGUACCGAAGGAAACUACACGACUACUUAGUCAACAAGAUGGCUAUUGUCGCACCCAACUUAGCAGCUUUGAUCGGUGAGGUUGUAGGUGCUAGAUUGAUCUCGCACGCUGGUAGUUUGACCAACUUGAGCAAGUACCCUGCUUCGACAGUCCAGAUCUUGGGAGCCGAAAAAGCGUUGUUCAGAGCGUUGAAGACCAAGGGAAAUACACCAAAGUAUGGGUUGAUCUACCAUUCGUCCUUUAUCGGACGUGCUGGAGCAAAGAACAAGGGACGGAUAUCCAGAUUCCUUGCCAACAAGUGCUCCAUUGCUUCGAGAAUAGACAGUUUCUCGGAUGUUCCCACCACCAAGUUCGGUGAAGCAUUGAAGGCUCAAGUUGAGGAGCGAUUAAAUUUCUAUGCCACUGGUGCCGCUCCUACAAAGAACGAGGUUGCGAUGAAAAACGCAAUGGAUCUCGCUCUCGCUGAUAUCGAUGUUGAUGUCGAUGCUGGUUCUGAUGAUGAUAUGGAUGAUGAAGAGAUCGACACUUCCAAACUUGAGAAGCGCGAAAUCCACGGCAAAGAUGAAGAAAAGGCCGAGAAGAAGAAGGAUAAGAAGGACAAGAAGGACAAGAAAGAGAAGAAGAAGGAUAAGAAGGAAGAGAAGGAGGAGAAGGAGGAGAAAGAGGACAAGAAGGACAAGAAGAAGGACAAGAAGGACAAGAAGGACAAGAAGGACAAGAAGGAAGAGAAGAAGGACAAGAAAGACAAAUCCGAAAAGAAGGAAAAGAAGCGAUCAAGAGAACCAGAUGAAGAGGAAGAAGCGCCAAAGAAGAAGAAGAAGGACAAGAAAUAG